AUGGCGGAGCACGUUGAAAGCCUCACGUUCGAGCAUGCGAAAUGGACAGACGUGGCCCUCUCCUCCCCCUCCUCCGCCUCUCCCCCUUUCCUCCUCUCCUCCUCUCCUCCUUCUCCCCCCUCGCCUCCACCCACCUCUCCCGCCCAAAAACUCCAGGAGCGCUGGUCGGUGCUCAAGUGCACCAAGCCUGCUGACGUCAGCAGUCCACUCUUGGGGGUGCGAAAUGCGAAGGAGAACCAAUGCGGCACGUGCGGGAAGAGCGCGCAGACGUGUACCGGUCAUUUCGGGCACAUAGCCUUCGAGAUGCCGCUGUACCACCCGCUGCUGCGCCCUCUGCCCGUCAUUGCGGGCACAUAUUCUUCGAGAUGCCGCCGCUGUACCACCCCAUUUGAGAUGCCGGUGUACCACCCACUGCUGCGCCCUCUGCUCGUCUCCACCCUCAACUCCUUCUGCCUCGCCUGCGGCAAGGGCUGCUCCUCCUCCUCCUCCCUCCGCCACGCAUCCGCCCAAGCUCAGCUGGUCUCUGGCGCUUCCGCAGCAGCGAAAGGGAGAAUGAAUCAAGGAGCAGUGCAGAAGCGACAUCGGGGGACCGAAGGGGAGGAGAGGAAGAUGAAAGGGAGAGUGCGGGAGGGGGGAAAUAAGAAGGGGAAAGGGAAGAGCGACGGCGUUCAGGCAGGAUCAUCAUCAGCAGCAGCAGCAGCAGCAGCAGCAGCAGCAACGGCAGCAGCAGUUGCAGGACAGGAUACAGCAAGAGGCGCUGAAAGGGAGAAGCAGGCAGCAGAGGAAGGAGGUGAAGCAGCUGCAGCAGCAGGGACAGCGGAUGGAGCAGCAGCAGUGGAAGCUAAUGCAGCAGCAGCAGCUGUGGGAGAAGAAAAGGCAGCAGGAGCAGAGGGCGCAGAAGCGUCUUCCCCUGGUAUCUGGGAUCAAGCCACAGAGAGCAGACUGAGUGGGGAGAGGGAGCAGAGCGAGGAGGAGAAAGAGAAGGAGAAGAACGCGGAGGAGGGGGUGGGAGGGAAGAGUGAGGAGGAGGUAGAGAGGGAGAAGGAUGAGGGGGCUGGGCUUGCUGCUGCAAAGGAGAAUGCAGAGCGAGCAGCGGGAGAAGGGGGGGUGGAGGGUGUGGAAGGAGAGGGUGAGGCAGCAGGUGAUGCUGGAAAGAGGGAGAAUGAGGGAAACAAACGGGAAGGGAUGAGAAAUCAUGAGGUGGUGUCGCUUGUGGACUCUGACUCUCAGAGCGAGGGUGAGGAUGAUGAUGAUGGGGAGUUGGACCUUUACAUGUACGAUAACCCAUUCCCUAUGCCAGGUGCUAGGCGAAUGCUGGCAACACUCUCGGAUGACGAUGAUGAUUCUGAUGAUAAGAAUGAUGAUGACGGGGACGACGGUGGUGGUGUUCGGGGGCAGAGGGGGGCGGUAGAUGGGAUGCACAGAGGCAGCGGGCGUGGGAGCGUGAGCGGCAGGAGAGAGGGCAAGGGGAAGGGUGAAGGGAAGUGGAAGGGUGAAAGGAAUGAGAAGGGUCAGUGGAAGGGGAAGGAGAAGGUAGUGGAGGAGGGCGAGAGGGAGUGGGGAGAAUGGGGCAAAGCGGGGCCGGGAAGAAAGGGAAAGGGGGACCCGUUUGAUGAGGACGAGGAGGAGUGGGAGGAGGGGGAGGUGGAGGAGUGGGAAGAGGAGGAGGGAGGCGAGAGGACGGUAGAGGAGGAGGGGGGAGAGGGGGAUGGGGAGGAGGGGGUUCCAGUGGCUGGUCCAAGCAGAGUGCGUUCUGGGAGUGCGAGUGAGGGUCGGGGUCAAUGGGAGGAGGGUCAGCCGGUGGAGGGUCAAUUGGGGCGGGGUCAACCAGGGUGGAGUGAACUGGAGAAAGGUCAACAGGAUAAAGGGAUGCGGGUGGAGGGUUCUCACGCCUCUGACAGUGGGGAUGACGUGGUAGAGGUUUCUCAUGACCCUCGCGGUGGGCCUGGGGGUGAGCCUGGGGGUGAGCCUGGGGGUGAGCCUGGGGGUGAGCCUGUCUCUGGUGGUGAGAGUGUGUCUGCCUCGGGAGGGUGGGGCAGUGGGGGUGGAGGCAUGAGGGGGGGGAGGAGCCCAAAGAAGAGUCCAAAGAAGAGCCCAAAGAAGAGUCCCAGAAAGAGGUUCAAAUCGACAGAGGAGCAGAGGAGGAUAUGGCGGGAGGAUAGGCGGAUGCGCAUGCAACGGGCAAGGGAGGCAGCGCAAGCGAGGGGAGAGGGGGAGGAAAAGAGGGGAGAGGGAGCGGGAGGCGGAAAAGACGCGGGGCAUGGGGGAGGGGAGACGAGCGGAGAGGUGGGGCGGGCAGAAAUGGGGUUUGAAAACUCUGGAGACGUGGGGCGGGCGGGAGCGUAUCGAUACAGCAUGCGACCGAGAGAGGCUCUGCACCGGCCGGCUGUUGUGGUGGAAGAUGAGAGAAGGGCGGCGGAGGGGGGAGGGGAGGAGGGGGGUGGGUCUAGUGAGAGUGAGAGUGAGGAAGAGGAGGAGGCGGGAGGGAAGGAGCAGGAGGAGGCGGGGGAGGAUGAGGAAAAGGAGGAGGAGGAGGAGGAGGAGAGGCGGAUGGAGGAGGAGCAGCAGAGGUUGGAGGUUCAGGCGAGGGAGUUGGAGAGGAGAAGGGUUGGGGAGAGAGGGGUGAAUGGUGGGGCGGAUGGGGAGGCAGGAGAAGAUGGGGAAGAGGAGGGUGAUGAGGAUGGGGGUGGGGGUGAGGAGGGAUGGGAGGAUGCGGGGGAUGCAGCUGCAGCGAGAGAGGCGGAGGAGGAGGAGAGGAGAGAGGAGGGAACAGAGGGAGCAAAGAGGGCAGGAGAGGAGGAAGGAGGGGAGGAGGGAGCAGAGGAGGAAGACGAGGAAGAGGAGGAAGAGGACGAGGAGUUAGAGAGUGACCUGCUCAAGCAUAGCCGGAUGCGGGAGUCUUUGGAGUUUGAGGCGAAAGGGGGAGGUGGGAUUGGCGGGGGAGAUGCUGAGGGUGAGGGUGAGAGAUGGGAGGUGGUGGGGGAGAAGCGGAAAGGGACGGGGGAGGGCGGGAAGGCAGGCAAGUUCAAGAGGAGGCGGGGCGAGAAGGGCCACAGUGCAGAGGGAGCAGUGGAUGGGAGCAAGGAGAGGAGAAAGGGGGAUGUGGAGAAUGAGAAAACGAAGCCCUUGGAGGACGAAUGUGUAUGGUGCCAGUGUCGUUUCUGCGUCGCUCCUGGUACCAAGUGGUGGACGGCUGGGGCAAGGACGGCGGAGCUUCAUGCAACAGCAACACCAGUAGCAGCAGAUGCCUCUCCUUUUACCGCUCUCUCCGCCCAUUUCCUUCCCCUUCUUCCCCCCCCUCCCCCACCCUCCCCCCGCUCCCCCUCACCAGCGUCGCUCCUGGUACCAAGUGGUGGACGGCUGGGGCGUCGCACCUCUCAUGCAUCAGCAUCAGCAGCAGCAGAUGCGACUGCCAACUGCUUUCUCUGGCUGCGCCCAUGCAGGCAGGACAAGCUGCUUCCCUUUGAACACUCUCUCUCCCCUUCCCCGCCUCCCAUCCCUCACCAGCGUCGCUCCUGGUACCAAGUGGUGGACGGCUGGGGCAAGGACGGCGGCACACAUAAAGCAUCAACACCAGCUGCAGCAGAUGCAUCUGCCAACUGCUUUCUCUGGCUGCGGCCGUGCAGGCAGGACAAGCUGCUUCUGGGGCUCUGGGCGCUGCUGGCCCAGGAGGGCCCAAUCCUUCCUUCCUUCACUCCCCUUCCUCUCCCCACCUCCCUUUUACCUCCCCUCCUUUUCCUCCCCUUCUCCCUCCUUGGCCCCCCCUCACCAGCGUCGCUCCUGGUACCAAGUGGUGGACGGCUGGGGCAAGGACGGCGGCUCUCAUGCAACACCAGCAGCAGUAGAUGCAUCUGCCAACUGCUUCCUCUGGCUACGCCCAUGCAGGCAGGACAAGCUGCUUCUGGGGCUGCUAAAAUAGUCCUACAAAAGGCGCUACAUGCCAAUGGGGGCGUGCAGGGAGGGCAGGAGGGUGGCAGCUUGAGAGGCAAUGAGAGAAUAACAGGCGUGGUGGGGGCGGUGGUGGAGGUGGGGGUGGGGCAGGGCGCGUGUGUGCCGCUGGUGAGAGCGCUGCAGGUGUGCCUCGAGUCGGGCAUCGUGGGCGCGUGGCCCGUGCCGCCUCACCACCUGCGGCAUUCUGAGACUGCUGACAAUGAGAAGCAAGAGGUGCCGCUGGUGAGGGCGCUGCAGGUGUGCCUCGAGUCGGCAAUCGUGGGUGCAUGGCCCGUGCCCCCUCACCACCUGCGGCUAUCCGAGAAUGCUGACGACAAAAAACAGGAGGUGUGCCUUGAAUCGGGCAUCGUGGGUGCGUGGCCCGUGCCGCCACACCACCUUCGCCUGUUUGAGAAUGCUGACGACGAGAAGCAGGAGUCUGGCAUCGUGGGUGCAUGGCCCGUGCCGCCUCACAAACGGCGCCUGUCCGAGAAUGCUGACGACGAGAAGCAGGAGGUGAGAAUAACGCUACGGGCGAUGGUGCGAUUGAACGCAGAGAUCGGGGCGCUGGUGCAUGGCAAGGGCAAGCACCGGUGGGGGCAGUUCAAUAGUCCCAUACCCCCUCCUAUCCCAUCCCCAGCAGGACAAUCUGACUAUCUGUCAGAUUACCUGUCUGUACGGCUGAGAGCAAUGGUCCGUUUGAACACAGAGAUUGGGGCUCUGCUGCAUGGCAAGGGCAAGCACCGGCGGGAGAAGUUUGGCGGGGCGGACGGGGAGGGGGAGGGCGGCAUGGCGGUGCGGUUACAUCUGGCGUUCGGCCGGCUGAAGAAGUUGCAGGUGGAGCUGCAGCACUACUUUGUGCGGCCCCCCAACCAGUACCAGGCCAUUGUGCAUGAGGCAGGGCUGGGCAUAGAGCAGCGCUUCAAGGGCCACAGCACCUCCUCCUCUGCUCGCUCAAAGGGAUUCAUUCGCGAUGCCAUCCUCGGCAAGCGCUCCGACUCCUCUGCCCGCGCCGUCAUCGCACCGGACCCCUCCCUCGCCCUGCACGAGAUCGGUGUCCCUGACUCCAUCGCCGCUGGUCUCUUCGUUCAGGAGCCCGUGUCUCACCUCAACAUCGACUACCUGCAAGCCUGUGUGGAUGCAGGCCCAUGCCCGCUGCCUCUGCCACCACCUCUGGACACCGGAGGAGGGGAAGGUGACGCCUGUGGUGGUGGCGGUGGUUCUGCUGAUGGCGGUGCUGCAGAUGCAGGCUGGGGUGGUGGUGCUGCUGCUGGCGCAGGUUGGGGUGGUGCUGGUGGUGGUGCAAGCUGGGGUGCUGCUGGGGGUGGAGAUGGGAAUGUGCCUGCUGCAACUAAUUCUGGUGGGUGGGGUGCUGCUGCUGCUGCUGCUGCUGCUGAUGAUGGUGCAGGCUGGGGUGCUGCUGCUGCUGCUGAUGCUCAUGCAGGCUGGGGUGCUGGUGGUGGUGAUGGUGCGGCUGGUGGGGGUGGGUGGGGUGCUGAUGCUUCUGCUGGUGAGCGUGAGGGUGGUGCAUGGGGCACGGAUGCUGUUGCUGCUGCUGGUGCGAGGGGUGGUGAUGCUGCUGCAGGUGCUGCUGGUGGGAGUGGGUGGGGGGCUGAUGCCUCUGCUGGUGGGGCUGAUGGGGGUGUAUGGGGCACGAAUGCUGCUGAUGAUGGAAGGGGUGGUGGUGCAGCUGUUGCUGCUGGUACUGGUGGGAAUGGGUGGGGUGCUGAGGUUGCUGCUGAGGAGAAAGGGGAGGAGAAGAAAGAAGGGGGAGCCACAGCACCUGAUACAGCCAUACCUCCUGCACCGUCCCCUUCGUCUGAUCGCCGCCCUCCCCGCCCACCCAACCACGUCCUGCCACCUGUCGGCGCGUUCAGCGUUCUCAUUGGCUCUGAUCCUGCUGGAGGAGCGAUUGGAGGAAUCACAGGAGGAGCAUCGGCCAAUGGCGGCACGCCAGAGUGGACCAAGGUGACUCUGAGCCGAUGGGUGGAUCGUGGCUUGAGCCUGCAGGUGGGAACUGGGCCAGGCUCAGGUGCACCUGGAUCAGGUCUACCUACCCCAGGCGCACCUUCUGCAUCAGAGCGUGCAUCUGCUGCCCUUGCAGCAUAUGUGAGGUCUGCCCUGCUUGCGGGCAUUGCCCCCACUGCCCCUGCUGCUGGUGCUGGUGCUGGUGCUGCUGGUGCUGGUGCUGGUGGUGAUGGUGGUGAUGGAUUUGGUGGUGGUGGUGUGGAUGGUGGAGGGGGGAGGAUGGUGGGGAUGACGGUGCUGCGCCACGUGGCAGAUGGAGAUUGGCUGCUGCUCAACCGCACGCCCUCGCUGCACAAGCAGAACCUCAUGGCCUUCCGUGUGCGCCGCGUGCCCGCUGCUGUCUCCGCCAACGCGCUCCUGCUCAACCCCCAGGUGUGUGCAGCAAUCGCGGGUGAUUUCGAUGGGGAUGAAGUGAAGGUGUGUGCAGCGAUCGCGGGUGGUUUCGAUGGAGAUGAAGUGAAUGUGUUCACGGUGCAGCAGAGCGCCGUGGCAGCAGAAGCAGCAGAGCUCAUGCCCCUUGCCCUGCACGCCUGGGAGGGGAUGGGGAUGGUGACUGGGGGAGCGGGAAAGGGGGAUGGCUGGGAUUGGAGAAGCAGGCGGGGAAGGAAGGGGGGAAGAGAGGGGAGAGGAGGAGGGGGAGGGGGAGGGGAAGGUGAGGGAGGCGGAGGGGUGAUUGCUGUUGUGGAUGAUGAGGAGUGGGGGAGGGGAGUGGGGAAGGCGCCGGCGCGGGGAGAGCAAGAAGGUAAAGCAGCAGCAGCAGCAGCAGCAGCAGCAGCAGCAGCAGCAGCAGGUGAAGAAGCAGCGGCAGGAGCAGCAACAAGAAAUCCCUAUUUUCCCCUCCCUCCGCCAGCCAUUCUCAAGUACCCUCACCCAGGCAGCAACAACAGCAGCAACAGCAACAAUAACAGCCAGAGCCACCAUCCACCUCCCCCUGCGCCUCCUCUCUGGACGUCUCUCCAACUCCUCUCCACCGUCAUCCCGCCCUCCCUCUGCUUCCAGCACCGCCAGUGCGGCGUGCGGGUGCAUCAAGGGGAGGUGGUGUUCGUGAACGAGCAUGGGCGCAUGGGGGUGGGGAAGGGUGCGAGGAGGCGUGGGGGAGAGUGGGGGUUGAGGGUGGUGAUGGAGGAGGAGGAGGAAGGGGAGGAGGAAGGGGAGGAGGAAGGGGAGGAGGACAGGGAGAGGGAAGGAAGUGGUAACGAGGGGGAAAGCGAGGGUAAGAAAGAGGAGGAGGUGGAGGUGGGGGAUGAGUCGCGGUGGCUGAGGGGCGGCAGCGACGGCUUGCUGGCAGCCAUCUGGCAGCACCAACCGCCAAUGGCGGCGCGCCACUUGACGGGCGUGCAGGCUCUGGCAGUGAGCUACCUGUCGUCAAUCGCUGGCUUCAGUGCCGGCCUCUCUGACUUCUGUGGUCUGCCUGCUGCUGCUGCUGUUGCUGCUGCUGCUGCUGCUGCUGCUGCUGCUGCUGCUAGUGCCUCCCGUGACCUGCCUGCCAGUGACACCAGUAACCUGCCUAGCACUGAUCGCAGUGCGAGCAAACUGCACUCCUCUCCCUCUCCCCAGCCCUCCACAUCCCACCCUCCGCCUGCUUGUCCUCCCCCUGCUCCGUCUCUCUUCUCACGUGCCUCGCCCUUGUUCCCGCGGGGCAACGCGGUGAGGGAGAUGGUGGGGGCGGGCAGCAAGGGCUCGCCCAAGGUGAUUGCCCAGCAGGUGCAGCCGCAACACACAGAGAUGUCCCACUGCCCGACCCACUCCCUGCCACACUCUCCUCAUGUCCUCGAUCCGAUUCAGCUGAAACUCUUCGCUCCAAAAUCGUUACACAAGAAAGACCCUGCCAGCUCUAUCCCUCUGAAGGCACCACCUGCUGCUCCUCAUGCCCCUGCUGACCCCCCUGCUGCUGCUCAUACCCCUGCUGAUCCCCUUGCUCCUGCUCAUGCCCCUGCUGUUCCUCCUGCUCCUGCGCAUACCCCUUCUCCCGCUCGUGCCCCUUUCCGAUGCUUGGGGCUAGGCUCGGCCCGAGGCUCCCUCCUGACGGGGCUUUCGGCUCGGGAGCUCUUCCGGGCCGCAGCUUCGGCCAGGCCUGCUCUGGUUGCCGAGGCUACGAGCGUGGCUCGGCCGGGUGAGCUUUCCAGGAAGCUGAGGGAAACGCUUAGGGAUAUCGUGGUGGGGUAUGAUGGGUCUGCAAGAAUUGGAGGAGGAGUGGGGGGGAGAGGGGGAGGAGGGAAGGGAGGGAUGGUGGUGCAACUGUCGUAUGGGCGGCUGGGGGUGGAGGAGAGGGGAGAGGACGGGGAAGGGGGCGAGGAGAGGGAGGAGGAAAGGCGGGGAGGUAAAUCUGGGAAAGGAAAGAGUGGGAGAGACAAGGGGAAGGGGAAGAACAAGGUGGGCGAGAAGGACAAGGUGGGCGAGAAGGGAAAGGAGAAGGGAAAGGAGAAGGGAAAGGAGAAGGGAAAGGAGAAGGGAAAGGAGAAGAUGGAAGUGAAGAAGGGAGGUGGGAGGAGGGAGGUGGGGGAGCAGGGGGGUGCGUGGGCGGAGGCAGGGGAUGCAGUGGGGAUGGCAGCAGCGCAAGCAGUGUCUGCUCCAGCCACACAGAUGGUGCUGAACGUGGGGCAUGACGGCGUGCACGGUGGCGCCUCGUCCCUCAUUGCCCGCCUGGAGCGCCUUCUCUACGCGACCGACUCCUCUACGACAGUCCUGCUGCGCUUCCUCCCUGCUCAUGCCACUACUCCUGCCACCGACCACACAUCCGCUUCUGCAAACCCAGCUGCUGCUACCACUGCUGCAGCAGCUGCAGCGGCGGACUGUCGGUUGGUGCUGGCAACGCAGGGUCGGCUGCUGCCUCUGCGCGUACCGGAGGAGGGAGCUGAGGCGGACGCGGUAGCCAAGGCAUUCGCUUGCCUGCCAGCAUCUCGCUUCCCCGAUCCUCCUGCCGCUUUUGAGUCGACUCAAAUCCUCCCUCCCUCCCCUCUCCCUCCCUUCCUCCCACAGGACGCGGUAGCCAAGGCAUUCGCUUGCCUGCCAGCAUCUCGCUUCCCCGAUCCUCCUGCCGCUUUUGAGUCGACUCAAAUCCUCCCUCCCUCCCCUCUCCCUCCCUUCCUCCCACAGGACGCGGUAGCCAAGGCAUUCGCUUGCCUGCCAGCAUCUCGCUUCCCCGAUCCUCCUGCCGCUUUUGAGUCGACUCAAAUCCUCCCUCCCUCCCCUCUCCCUCCCUUCCUCCCACAGGACGCGGUAGCCAAGGCAUUCGCUUGCCUGCCAGCAUCUCGCUUCCCCGAUCCUCCUGCCGCUUUUGAGUCGACUCAAAUCCUCCCUCCCUCCCCUCUCCCUCCCUUCCUCCCACAGGACGCGGUAGCCAAGGCAUUCGCUUGCCUGCCAGCAUCUCGCUUCCCCGAUCCUCCUGCCGCUUUUGAGUCGACUCAAAUCCUCCCUCCCUCCCCUCUCCCUCCCUUCCUCCCACAGGACGCGGACGCAUUAGCCAAGGCAUUCGCUUGCCUGCCAGCAUCUCGCUUCCCCGAUCCUCCUGCCGCUUUUGAGUCGACUCAAAUCCUCCCUCCCUCCCCUCUCCCUCCCUUCCUCCCACAGGACGCGGUAGCCAAGGCAUUCGCUUGCCUGCCAGCAUCUCGCUUCCCCGAUCCUCCUGCCGCUUUUGAGUCGACUCAAAUCCUCCCUCCCUCCCCUCUCCCUCCCUUCCUCCCACAGGACGCAUUAGCCAAGGCAUUCGCUUGCCUGCCAGCAUCUCGCUUCCCCGAUCCUCCUGCCGCUUUUGAGUCGACUCAAAUCCUCCCUCCCUCCCCUCUCCCUCCCUUCCUCCCACAGGACGCAUUAGCCAAGGCAUUCGCUUGCCUGCCAGCAUCUCGCUUCCCCGAUCCUCCUGCCGCUUUUGAGUCGACUCAAAUCCUCCCUCCCUCCCCUCUCCCUCCCUUCCUCCCACAGGACGCGGUAGCCAAGGCAUUCGCUUGCCUGCCAGCAUCUCGCUUCCCCGAUCCUCCUGCCGCUUUUGAGUCGACUCAAAUCCUCCCUCCCUCCCCUCUCCCUCCCUUCCUCCCACAGGACGCAUUAGCCAAGGCAUUCGCUUGCCUGCCAGCAUCUCGCUUCCCCGAUCCUCCUGCCGCUUUUGAGUCGACUCAAAUCCUCCCUCCCUCCCCUCUCCCUCCCUUCCUCCCACAGGACGCGGUAGCCAAGGCAUUCGCUUGCCUGCCAGCAUCUCGCUUCCCCGAUCCUCCUGCCGCUUUUGAGUCGACUCAAAUCCUCCCUCCCUCCCCUCUCCCUCCCUUCCUCCCACAGGACGCGGUAGCCAAGGCAUUCGCUUGCCUGCCAGCAUCUCGCUUCCCCGAUCCUCCUGCCGCUUUUGAGUCGACUCAAAUCCUCCCUCCCUCCCCUCUCCCUCCCUUCCUCCCACAGGACGCGGACGCGGUAGCCAAGGCAUUCGCUUGCCUGCCAGCAUCUCGCUUCCCCGAUCCUCCUGCCGCUUUUGAGUCGACUCAAAUCCUCCCUCCCUCCCCUCUCCCUCCCUUCCUCCCACAGGACGCAUUAGCCAAGGCAUUCGCUUGCCUGCCAGCAUCUCGCUUCCCCGAUCCUCCUGCCGCUUUUGAGUCGACUCAAAUCCUCCCUCCCUCCCCUCUCCCUCCCUUCCUCCCACAGGACGCAUUAGCCAAGGCAUUCGCUUGCCUGCCAGCAUCUCGCUUCCCCGAUCCUCCUGCCGCUUUUGAGUCGACCUCAAAUCCUCCCUCCCUCCCCUCUCCCUCCCUUCCUCCCACAGGACGCGCCAAGGCAUUCGCUUGCCUGCCAGCAUCUCGCUUCCCCGAUCCUCCUGCCGCUUUUGAGUCGACUCAAAUCCUCCCUCCCUCCCCUCUCCCUCCCUUCCUCCCACAGGACGCAUUAGCCAAGGCAUUCGCUUGCCUGCCAGCAUCUCGCUUCCCCGAUCCUCCUGCCGCUUUUGAGUCGACUCAAAUCCUCCCUCCCUCCCCUCUCCCUCCCUUCCUCCCACAGGACGCAUUAGCCAAGGCAUUCGCUUGCCUGCCAGCAUCUCGCUUCCCCGAUCCUCCUGCCGCUUUUGAGUCGACUCAAAUCCUCCCUCCCUCCCCUCUCCCUCCCUUCCUCCCACAGGACGCGGUAGCCAAGGCAUUCGCUUGCCUGCCAGCAUCUCGCUUCCCCGAUCCUCCUGCCGCUUUUGAGUCGACUCAAAUCCUCCCUCCCUCCCCUCUCCCUCCCUUCCUCCCACAGGACGCAUUAGCCAAGGCAUUCGCUUGCCUGCCAGCAUCUCGCUUCCCCGAUCCUCCUGCCGCUUUUGAGUCGACUCAAAUCCUCCCUCCCUCCCCUCUCCCUCCCUUCCUCCCACAGGACGCGGUAGCCAAGGCAUUCGCUUGCCUGCCAGCAUCUCGCUUCCCCGAUCCUCCUGCCGCUUUUGAGUCGACUCAAAUCCUCCCUCCCUCCCCUCUCCCUCCCUUCCUCCCACAGGACGCGGACGCGGUAGCCAAGGCAUUCGCUUGCCUGCCAGCAUCUCGCUUCCCCGAUCCUCCUGCCGCUUUUGAGUCGACUCAAAUCCUCCCUCCCUCCCCUCUCCCUCCCUUCCUCCCACAGGACGCGGUAGCCAAGGCAUUCGCUUGCCUGCCAGCAUCUCGCUUCCCCGAUCCUCCUGCCGCUUUUGAGUCGACUCAAAUCCUCCCUCCCUCCCCUCUCCCUCCCUUCCUCCCACAGGACGCAUUAGCCAAGGCAUUCGCUUGCCUGCCAGCAUCUCGCUUCCCCGAUCCUCCUGCCGCUUUUGAGUCGACUCAAAUCCUCCCUCCCUCCCCUCUCCCUCCCUUCCUCCCACAGGACGCAUUAGCCAAGGCAUUCGCUUGCCUGCCAGCAUCUCGCUUCCCCGAUCCUCCUGCCGCUUUUGAGUCGACUCAAAUCCUCCCUCCCUCCCCUCUCCCUCCCUUCCUCCCACAGGACGCGGUAGCCAAGGCAUUCGCUUGCCUGCCAGCAUCUCGCUUCCCCGAUCCUCCUGCCGCUUUUGAGUCGACUCAAAUCCUCCCUCCCUCCCCUCUCCCUCCCUUCCUCCCACAGGACGCAUUAGCCAAGGCAUUCGCUUGCCUGCCAGCAUCUCGCUUCCCCGAUCCUCCUGCCGCUUUUGAGUCGACUCAAAUCCUCCCUCCCUCCCCUCUCCCUCCCUUCCUCCCACAGGACGCGGUAGCCAAGGCAUUCGCUUGCCUGCCAGCAUCUCGCUUCCCCGAUCCUCCUGCCGCUUUUGAGUCGACUCAAAUCCUCCCUCCCUCCCCUCUCCCUCCCUUCCUCCCACAGGACGCGGUAGCCAAGGCAUUCGCUUGCCUGCCAGCAUCUCGCUUCCCCGAUCCUCCUGCCGCUUUUGAGUCGACUCAAAUCCUCCCUCCCUCCCCUCUCCCUCCCUUCCUCCCACAGGACGCAUUAGCCAAGGCAUUCGCUUGCCUGCCAGCAUCUCGCUUCCCCGAUCCUCCUGCCGCUUUUGAGUCGACUCAAAUCCUCCCUCCCUCCCCUCUCCCUCCCUUCCUCCCACAGGACGCGGUAGCCAAGGCAUUCGCUUGCCUGCCAGCAUCUCGCUUCCCCGAUCCUCCUGCCGCUUUUGAGUCGACUCAAAUCCUCCCUCCCUCCCCUCUCCCUCCCUUCCUCCCACAGGACGCAUUAGCCAAGGCAUUCGCUUGCCUGCCAGCAUCUCGCUUCCCCGAUCCUCCUGCCGCUUUUGAGUCGACUCAAAUCCUCCCUCCCUCCCCUCUCCCUCCCUUCCUCCCACAGGACGCAUUAGCCAAGGCAUUCGCUUGCCUGCCAGCAUCUCGCUUCCCCGAUCCUCCUGCCGCUUUUGAGUCGACUCAAAUCCUCCCUCCCUCCCCUCUCCCUCCCUUCCUCCCACAGGACGCGGUAGCCAAGGCAUUCGCUUGCCUGCCAGCAUCUCGCUUCCCCGAUCCUCCUGCCGCUUUUGAGUCGACUCAAAUCCUCCCUCCCUCCCCUCUCCCUCCCUUCCUCCCACAGGACGCGGUAGCCAAGGCAUUCGCUUGCCUGCCAGCAUCUCGCUUCCCCGAUCCUCCUGCCGCUUUUGAGUCGACUCAAAUCCUCCCUCCCUCCCCUCUCCCUCCCUUCCUCCCACAGGACGCGGUAGCCAAGGCAUUCGCUUGCCUGCCAGCAUCUCGCUUCCCCGAUCCUCCUGCCGCUUUUGAGUCGACUCAAAUCCUCCCUCCCUCCCCUCUCCCUCCCUUCCUCCCACAGGACGCAUUAGCCAAGGCAUUCGCUUGCCUGCCAGCAUCUCGCUUCCCCGAUCCUCCUGCCGCUUUUGAGUCGACUCAAAUCCUCCCUCCCUCCCCUCUCCCUCCCUUCCUCCCACAGGACGCGGUAGCCAAGGCAUUCGCUUGCCUGCCAGCAUCUCGCUUCCCCGAUCCUCCUGCCGCUUUUGAGUCGACUCAAAUCCUCCCUCCCUCCCCUCUCCCUCCCUUCCUCCCACAGGACGCAUUAGCCAAGGCAUUCGCUUGCCUGCCAGCAUCUCGCUUCCCCGAUCCUCCUGCCGCUUUUGAGUCGACUCAAAUCCUCCCUCCCUCCCCUCUCCCUCCCUUCCUCCCACAGGACGCAUUAGCCAAGGCAUUCGCUUGCCUGCCAGCAUCUCGCUUCCCCGAUCCUCCUGCCGCUUUUGAGUCGACUCAAAUCCUCCCUCCCUCCCCUCUCCCUCCCUUCCUCCCACAGGACGCGGUAGCCAAGGCAUUCGCUUGCCUGCCAGCAUCUCGCUUCCCCGAUCCUCCUGCCGCUUUUGAGUCGACUCAAAUCCUCCCUCCCUCCCCUCUCCCUCCCUUCCUCCCACAGGACGCGGUAGCCAAGGCAUUCGCUUGCCUGCCAGCAUCUCGCUUCCCCGAUCCUCCUGCCGCUUUUGAGUCGACUCAAAUCCUCCCUCCCUCCCCUCUCCCUCCCUUCCUCCCACAGGACGCAUUAGCCAAGGCAUUCGCUUGCCUGCCAGCAUCUCGCUUCCCCGAUCCUCCUGCCGCUUUUGAGUCGACUCAAAUCCUCCCUCCCUCCCCUCUCCCUCCCUUCCUCCCACAGGACGCAUUAGCCAAGGCAUUCGCUUGCCUGCCAGCAUCUCGCUUCCCCGAUCCUCCUGCCGCUUUUGAGUCGACUCAAAUCCUCCCUCCCUCCCCUCUCCCUCCCUUCCUCCCACAGGACGCGGUAGCCAAGGCAUUCGCUUGCCUGCCAGCAUCUCGCUUCCCCGAUCCUCCUGCCGCUUUUGAGUCGACUCAAAUCCUCCCUCCCUCCCCUCUCCCUCCCUUCCUCCCACAGGACGCAUUAGCCAAGGCAUUCGCUUGCCUGCCAGCAUCUCGCUUCCCCGAUCCUCCUGCCGCUUUUGAGUCGACUCAAAUCCUCCCUCCCUCCCCUCUCCCUCCCUUCCUCCCACAGGACGCGGUAGCCAAGGCAUUCGCUUGCCUGCCAGCAUCUCGCUUCCCCGAUCCUCCUGCCGCUUUUGAGUCGACUCAAAUCCUCCCUCCCUCCCCUCUCCCUCCCUUCCUCCCACAGGACGCAUUAGCCAAGGCAUUCGCUUGCCUGCCAGCAUCUCGCUUCCCCGAUCCUCCUGCCGCUUUUGAGUCGACUCAAAUCCUCCCUCCCUCCCCUCUCCCUCCCUUCCUCCCACAGGACGCAUUAGCCAAGGCAUUCGCUUGCCUGCCAGCAUCUCGCUUCCCCGAUCCUCCUGCCGCUUUUGAGUCGACUCAAAUCCUCCCUCCCUCCCCUCUCCCUCCCUUCCUCCCACAGGACGCAUUAGCCAAGGCAUUCGCUUGCCUGCCAGCAUCUCGCUUCCCCGAUCCUCCUGCCGCUUUUGAGUCGACUCAAAUCCUCCCUCCCUCCCCUCUCCCUCCCUUCCUCCCACAGGACGCAUUAGCCAAGGCAUUCGCUUGCCUGCCAGCAUCUCGCUUCCCCGAUCCUCCUGCCGCUUUUGAGUCGACUCAAAUCCUCCCUCCCUCCCCUCUCCCUCCCUUCCUCACCACAGGACGCGCCAAGGCAUUCGCUUGCCUGCCAGCAUCUCGCUUCCCCGAUCCUCCUGCCGCUUUUGAGUCGACUCAAAUCCUCCCUCCCUCCCCUCUCCCUCCCUUCCUCCCACAGGACGCAUUAGCCAAGGCAUUCGCUUGCCUGCCAGCAUCUCGCUUCCCCGAUCCUCCUGCCGCUUUUGAGUCGACUCAAAUCCUCCCUCCCUCCCCUCUCCCUCCCUUCCUCCCACAGGACGCGGUAGCCAAGGCAUUCGCUUGCCUGCCAGCAUCUCGCUUCCCCGAUCCUCCUGCCGCUUUUGAGUCGACUCAAAUCCUCCCUCCCUCCCCUCUCCCUCCCUUCCUCCCACAGGACGCGGUAGCCAAGGCAUUCGCUUGCCUGCCAGCAUCUCGCUUCCCCGAUCCUCCUGCCGCUUUUGAGUCGACUCAAAUCCUCCCUCCCUCCCCUCUCCCUCCCUUCCUCCCACAGGACGCAUUAGCCAAGGCAUUCGCUUGCCUGCCAGCAUCUCGCUUCCCCGAUCCUCCUGCCGCUUUUGAGUCGACUCAAAUCCUCCCUCCCUCCCCUCUCCCUCCCUUCCUCCCACAGGACGCAUUAGCCAAGGCAUUCGCUUGCCUGCCAGCAUCUCGCUUCCCCGAUCCUCCUGCCGCUUUUGAGUCGACUCAAAUCCUCCCUCCCUCCCCUCUCCCUCCCUUCCUCCCACAGGACGCAUUAGCCAAGGCAUUCGCUUGCCUGCCAGCAUCUCGCUUCCCCGAUCCUCCUGCCGCUUUUGAGUCGACUCAAAUCCUCCCUCCCUCCCCUCUCCCUCCCUUCCUCACCACAGGACGCGCCAAGGCAUUCGCUUGCCUGCCAGCAUCUCGCUUCCCCGAUCCUCCUGCCGCUUUUGAGUCGACUCAAAUCCUCCCUCCCUCCCCUCUCCCUCCCUUCCUCCCACAGGACGCAUUAGCCAAGGCAUUCGCUUGCCUGCCAGCAUCUCGCUUCCCCGAUCCUCCUGCCGCUUUUGAGUCGACUCAAAUCCUCCCUCCCUCCCCUCUCCCUCCCUUCCUCCCACAGGACGCGGUAGCCAAGGCAUUCGCUUGCCUGCCAGCAUCUCGCUUCCCCGAUCCUCCUGCCGCUUUUGAGUCGACUCAAAUCCUCCCUCCCUCCCCUCUCCCUCCCUUCCUCCCACAGGACGCGGUAGCCAAGGCAUUCGCUUGCCUGCCAGCAUCUCGCUUCCCCGAUCCUCCUGCCGCUUUUGAGUCGACUCAAAUCCUCCCUCCCUCCCCUCUCCCUCCCUUCCUCCCACAGGACGCGGUAGCCAAGGCAUUCGCUUGCCUGCCAGCAUCUCGCUUCCCCGAUCCUCCUGCCGCUUUUGAGUCGACUCAAAUCCUCCCUCCCUCCCCUCUCCCUCCCUUCCUCCCACAGGACGCGGUAGCCAAGGCAUUCGCUUGCCUGCCAGCAUCUCGCUUCCCCGAUCCUCCUGCCGCUUUUGAGUCGACUCAAAUCCUCCCUCCCUCCCCUCUCCCUCCCUUCCUCCCACAGGACGCGGUAGCCAAGGCAUUCGCUUGCCUGCCAGCAUCUCGCUUCCCCGAUCCUCCUGCCGCUUUUGAGUCGACUCAAAUCCUCCCUCCCUCCCCUCUCCCUCCCUUCCUCCCACAGGACGCAUUAGCCAAGGCAUUCGCUUGCCUGCCAGCAUCUCGCUUCCCCGAUCCUCCUGCCGCUUUUGAGUCGACUCAAAUCCUCCCUCCCUCCCCUCUCCCUCCCUUCCUCCCACAGGACGCAUUAGCCAAGGCAUUCGCUUGCCUGCCAGCAUCUCGCUUCCCCGAUCCUCCUGCCGCUUUUGAGUCGACUCAAAUCCUCCCUCCCUCCCCUCUCCCUCCCUUCCUCCCACAGGACGCAUUAGCCAAGGCAUUCGCUUGCCUGCCAGCAUCUCGCUUCCCCGAUCCUCCUGCCGCUUUUGAGUCGACUCAAAUCCUCCCUCCCUCCCCUCUCCCUCCCUUCCUCCCACAGGACGCAUUAGCCAAGGCAUUCGCUUGCCUGCCAGCAUCUCGCUUCCCCGAUCCUCCUGCCGCUUUUGAGUCGACUCAAAUCCUCCCUCCCUCCCCUCUCCCUCCCUUCCUCCCACAGGACGCAUUAGCCAAGGCAUUCGCUUGCCUGCCAGCAUCUCGCUUCCCCGAUCCUCCUGCCGCUUUUGAGUCGACUCAAAUCCUCCCUCCCUCCCCUCUCCCUCCCUUCCUCCCACAGGACGCAUUAGCCAAGGCAUUCGCUUGCCUGCCAGCAUCUCGCUUCCCCGAUCCUCCUGCCGCUUUUGAGUCGACUCAAAUCCUCCCUCCCUCCCCUCUCCCUCCCUUCCUCACCACAGGACGCGCCAAGGCAUUCGCUUGCCUGCCAGCAUCUCGCUUCCCCGAUCCUCCUGCCGCUUUUGAGUCGACUCAAAUCCUCCCUCCCUCCCCUCUCCCUCCCUUCCUCCCACAGGACGCAUUAGCCAAGGCAUUCGCUUGCCUGCCAGCAUCUCGCUUCCCCGAUCCUCCUGCCGCUUUUGAGUCGACUCAAAUCCUCCCUCCCUCCCCUCUCCCUCCCUUCCUCCCACAGGACGCGGUAGCCAAGGCAUUCGCUUGCCUGCCAGCAUCUCGCUUCCCCGAUCCUCCUGCCGCUUUUGAGUCGACUCAAAUCCUCCCUCCCUCCCCUCUCCCUCCCUUCCUCCCACAGGACGCAUUAGCCAAGGCAUUCGCAUGCCUGCCAGCAUCUCGCUUCCCCGAUCCUCCUGCCGCUUUUGAGUCGACUCAAAUCCUCCCUCCCUCCCCUCUCCCUCCCUUCCUCCCACAGGACGCAUUAGCCAAGGCAUUCGCUUGCCUGCCAGCAUCUCGCUUCCCCGAUCCUCCUGCCGCUUUUGAGUCGACUCAAAUCCUCCCUCCCUCCCCUCUCCCUCCCUUCCUCCCACAGGACGCAUUAGCCAAGGCAUUCGCUUGCCUGCCAGCAUCUCGCUUCCCCGAUCCUCCUGCCGCUUUUGAGCAUUCGCAUUGCCUGCCAGCAUCUCGCUUCCCCGAUCCUCCUGCCGCUUUUGAGUCGACUCAAAUCCUCCCUCCCUCCCCUCUCCCUCCCUUCCUCCCACAGGACGCAUUAGCCAAGGCAUUCGCUUGCCUGCCAGCAUCUCGCUUCCCCGAUCCUCCUGCCGCUUUUGAGUCGACUCAAAUCCUCCCUCCCUCCCCUCUCCCUCCCUUCCUCCCACAGGACGCAUUAGCCAAGGCAUUCGCUUGCCUGCCAGCAUCUCGCUUCCCCGAUCCUCCUGCCGCUUUUGAGUCGACUCAAAUCCUCCCUCCCUCCCCUCUCCCUCCCUUCCUCACCACAGGACGCGCGAAGGCAUUCGCUUGCCUGCCAGCAUCUCGCUUCCCCGAUCCUCCUGCCGCUUUUGAGUCGACUCAAAUCCUCCCUCCCUCCCCUCUCCCUCCCUUCCUCCCACAGGACGCAUUAGCCAAGGCAUUCGCUUGCCUGCCAGCAUCUCGCUUCCCCGAUCCUCCUGCCGCUUUUGAGUCGACUCAAAUCCUCCCUCCCUCCCCUCUCCCUCCCUUCCUCCCACAGGACGCAUUAGCCAAGGCAUUCGCUUGCCUGCCAGCAUCUCGCUUCCCCGAUCCUCCUGCCGCUUUUGAGUCGACUCAAAUCCUCCCUCCCUCCCCUCUCCCUCCCUUCCUCACCACAGGACGCGCCAAGGCAUUCGCUUGCCUGCCAGCAUCUCGCUUCCCCGAUCCUCCUGCCGCUUUUGAGUCGACUCAAAUCCUCCCUCCCUCCCCUCUCCCUCCCUUCCUCCCACAGGACGCAUUAGCCAAGGCAUUCGCUUGCCUGCCAGCAUCUCGCUUCCCCGAUCCUCCUGCCGCUUUUGAGUCGACUCAAAUCCUCCCUCCCUCCCCUCUCCCUCCCUUCCUCCCACAGGACGCGGUAGCCAAGGCAUUCGCUUGCCUGCCAGCAUCUCGCUUCCCCGAUCCUCCUGCCGCUUUUGAGUCGACUCAAAUCCUCCCUCCCUCCCCUCUCCCUCCCUUCCUCCCACAGGACGCAUUAGCCAAGGCAUUCGCUUGCCUGCCAGCAUCUCGCUUCCCCGAUCCUCCUGCCGCUUUUGAGUCGACUCAAAUCCUCCCUCCCUCCCCUCUCCCUCCCUUCCUCCCACAGGACGCGGUAGCCAAGGCAUUCGCUUGCCUGCCAGCAUCUCGCUUCCCCGAUCCUCCUGCCGCUUUUGAGUCGACUCAAAUCCUCCCUCCCUCCCCUCUCCCUCCCUUCCUCCCACAGGACGCAUUAGCCAAGGCAUUCGCUUGCCUGCCAGCAUCUCGCUUCCCCGAUCCUCCUGCCGCUUUUGAGUCGACUCAAAUCCUCCCUCCCUCCCCUCUCCCUCCCUUCCUCCCACAGGACGCGGUAGCCAAGGCAUUCGCUUGCCUGCCAGCAUCUCGCUUCCCCGAUCCUCCUGCCGCUUUUGAGUCGACUCAAAUCCUCCCUCCCUCCCCUCUCCCUCCCUUCCUCCCACAGGACGCAUUAGCCAAGGCAUUCGCUUGCCUGCCAGCAUCUCGCUUCCCCGAUCCUCCUGCCGCUUUUGAGUCGACUCAAAUCCUCCCUCCCUCCCCUCUCCCUCCCUUCCUCCCACAGGACGCAUUAGCCAAGGCAUUCGCUUGCCUGCCAGCAUCUCGCUUCCCCGAUCCUCCUGCCGCUUUUGAGUCGACUCAAAUCCUCCCUCCCUCCCCUCUCCCUCCCUUCCUCCCACAGGACGCAUUAGCCAAGGCAUUCGCUUGCCUGCCAGCAUCUCGCUUCCCCGAUCCUCCUGCCGCUUUUGAGUCGACUCAAAUCCUCCCUCCCUCCCCUCUCCCUCCCUUCCUCCCACAGGACGCGGUAGCCAAGGCAUUCGCUUGCCUGCCAGCAUCUCGCUUCCCCGAUCCUCCUGCCGCUUUUGAGUCGACUCAAAUCCUCCCUCCCUCCCCUCUCCCUCCCUUCCUCCCACAGGACGCAUUAGCCAAGGCAUUCGCUUGCCUGCCAGCAUCUCGCUUCCCCGAUCCUCCUGCCGCUUUUGAGUCGACUCAAAUCCUCCCUCCCUCCCCUCUCCCUCCCUUCCUCCCACAGGACGCAUUAGCCAAGGCAUUCGCUUGCCUGCCAGCAUCUCGCUUCCCCGAUCCUCCUGCCGCUUUUGAGUCGACUCAAAUCCUCCCUCCCUCCCCUCUCCCUCCCUUCCUCCCACAGGACGCAUUAGCCAAGGCAUUCGCUUGCCUGCCAGCAUCUCGCUUCCCCGAUCCUCCUGCCGCUUUUGAGUCGACUCAAAUCCUCCCUCCCUCCCCUCUCCCUCCCUUCCUCCCACAGGACGCAUUAGCCAAGGCAUUCGCUUGCCUGCCAGCAUCUCGCUUCCCCGAUCCUCCUGCCGCUUUUGAGUCGACUCAAAUCCUCCCUCCCUCCCCUCUCCCUCCCUUCCUCCCACAGGACGCAUUAGCCAAGGCAUUCGCUUGCCUGCCAGCAUCUCGCUUCCCCGAUCCUCCUGCCGCUUUUGAGUCGACUCAAAUCCUCCCUCCCUCCCCUCUCCCUCCCUUCCUCCCACAGGACGCAUUAGCCAAGGCAUUCGCAUGCCUGCCAGCAUCUCGCUUCCCCGAUCCUCCUGCCGCUUUUGAGUCGACUCAAAUCCUCCCUCCCUCCCCUCUCCCUCCCUUCCUCCCACAGGACGCAUUAGCCAAGGCAUUCGCUUGCCUGCCAGCAUCUCGCUUCCCCGAUCCUCCUGCCGCUUUUGAGUCGACUCAAAUCCUCCCUCCCUCCCCUCUCCCUCCCUUCCUCCCACAGGACGCAUUAGCCAAGGCAUUCGCUUGCCUGCCAGCAUCUCGCUUCCCCGAUCCUCCUGCCGCUUUUGAGUCGACUCAAAUCCUCCCUCCCUCCCCUCUCCCUCCCUUCCUCCCACAGGACGCAUUAGCCAAGGCAUUCGCAUGCCUGCCAGCAUCUCGCUUCCCCGAUCCUCCUGCCGCUUUUGAGUCGACUCAAAUCCUCCCUCCCUCCCCUCUCCCUCCCUUCCUCCCACAGGACGCAUUAGCCAAGGCAUUCGCUUGCCUGCCAGCAUCUCGCUUCCCCGAUCCUCCUGCCGCUUUUGAGUCGACUCAAAUCCUCCCUCCCUCCCCUCUCCCUCCCUUCCUCCCACAGGACGCAUUAGCCAAGGCAUUCGCUUGCCUGCCAGCAUCUCGCUUCCCCGAUCCUCCUGCCGCUUUUGAGUCGACUCAAAUCCUCCCUCCCUCCCCUCUCCCUCCCUUCCUCCCACAGGACGCGGUAGCCAAGGCAUUCGCUUGCCUGCCAGCAUCUCGCUUCCCCGAUCCUCCUGCCGCUUUUGAGUCGACUCAAAUCCUCCCUCCCUCCCCUCUCCCUCCCUUCCUCCCACAGGACGCAUUAGCCAAGGCAUUCGCUUGCCUGCCAGCAUCUCGCUUCCCCGAUCCUCCUGCCGCUUUUGAGUCGACUCAAAUCCUCCCUCCCUCCCCUCUCCCUCCCUUCCUCCCACAGGACGCAUUAGCCAAGGCAUUCGCUUGCCUGCCAGCAUCUCGCUUCCCCGAUCCUCCUGCCGCUUUUGAGUCGACUCAAAACCUCCCUCCCUCCCCUCUCCCUCCCUUCCUCCCACAGGACGCGGUAGCCAAGGCAUUCGCUUGCCUGCCAGCAUCUCGCUUCCCCGAUCCUCCUGCCGCUUUUGAGUCGACUCAAAUCCUCCCUCCCUCCCCUCUCCCUCCCUUCCUCCCACAGGACGCAUUAGCCAAGGCAUUCGCUUGCCUGCCAGCAUCUCGCUUCCCCGAUCCUCCUGCCGCUUUUGAGUCGACUCAAAUCCUCCCUCCCUCCCCUCUCCCUCCCUUCCUCCCACAGGACGCGGUAGCCAAGGCAUUCGCUUGCCUGCCAGCAUCUCGCUUCCCCGAUCCUCCUGCCGCUUUUGAGUCGACUCAAAUCCUCCCUCCCUCCCCUCUCCCUCCCUUCCUCCCACAGGACGCAUUAGCCAAGGCAUUCGCUUGCCUGCCAGCAUCUCGCUUCCCCGAUCCUCCUGCCGCUUUUGAGUCGACUCAAAUCCUCCCUCCCUCCCCUCUCCCUCCCUUCCUCCCACAGGACGCAUUAGCCAAGGCAUUCGCUUGCCUGCCAGCAUCUCGCUUCCCCGAUCCUCCUGCCGCUUUUGAGUCGACUCAAAUCCUCCCUCCCUCCCCUCUCCCUCCCUUCCUCCCACAGGACGCAUUAGCCAAGGCAUUCGCUUGCCUGCCAGCAUCUCGCUUCCCCGAUCCUCCUGCCGCUUUUGAGUCGACUCAAAUCCUCCCUCCCUCCCCUCUCCCUCCCUUCCUCCCACAGGACGCAUUAGCCAAGGCAUUCGCUUGCCUGCCAGCAUCUCGCUUCCCCGAUCCUCCUGCCGCUUUUGAGUCGACUCAAAUCCUCCCUCCCUCCCCUCUCCCUCCCUUCCUCCCACAGGACGCGCCAAGGCAUUCGCUUGCCUGCCAGCAUCUCGCUUGCCUGCCAGCAUCUCGCUUCCCCGAUCCUCCUGCCGCUUUUGAGUCGACUCAAAUCCUCCCUCCCUCCCCUCUCCCUCCCUUCCUCCCACAGGACGCAUUAGCCAAGGCAUUCGCUUGCCUGCCAGCAUCUCGCUUCCCCGAUCCUCCUGCCGCUUUUGAGUCGACUCAAAUCCUCCCUCCCUCCCCUCUCCCUCCCUUCCUCCCACAGGACGCAUUAGCCAAGGCAUUCGCUUGCCUGCCAGCAUCUCGCUUCCCCGAUCCUCCUGCCGCUUUUGAGUCGACUCAAAUCCUCCCUCCCUCCCCUCUCCCUCCCUUCCUCCCACAGGACGCAUUAGCCAAGGCAUUCGCUUGCCUGCCAGCAUCUCGCUUCCCCGAUCCUCCUGCCGCUUUUGAGUCGACUCAAAUCCUCCCUCCCUCCCCUCUCCCUCCCUUCGUCCCACAGGACGCAUUAGCCAAGGCAUUCGCUUGCCUGCCAGCAUCUCGCUUCCCCGAUCCUCCUGCCGCUUUUGAGUCGACUCAAAUCCUCCCUCCCUCCCCUCUCCCUCCCUUCCUCCCACAGGACGCAUUAGCCAAGGCAUUCGCAUGCCUGCCAGCAUCUCGCUUCCCCGAUCCUCCUGCCGCUUUUGAGUCGACUCAAAUCCUCCCUCCCUCCCCUCUCCCUCCCUUCCUCCCACAGGACGCAUUAGCCAAGGCAUUCGCUUGCCUGCCAGCAUCUCGCUUCCCCGAUCCUCCUGCCGCUUUUGAGUCGACUCAAAUCCUCCCUCCCUCCCCUCUCCCUCCCUUCCUCCCACAGGACGCAUUAGCCAAGGCAUUCGCUUGCCUGCCAGCAUCUCGCUUCCCCGAUCCUCCUGCCGCUUUUGAGUCGACUCAAAUCCUCCCUCCCUCCCCUCUCCCUCCCUUCCUCCCACAGGACGCAUUAGCCAAGGCAUUCGCAUGCCUGCCAGCAUCUCGCUUCCCCGAUCCUCCUGCCGCUUUUGAGUCGACUCAAAUCCUCCCUCCCUCCCCUCUCCCUCCCUUCCUCCCACAGGACGCAUUAGCCAAGGCAUUCGCUUGCCUGCCAGCAUCUCGCUUCCCCGAUCCUCCUGCCGCUUUUGAGUCGACUCAAAUCCUCCCUCCCUCCCCUCUCCCUCCCUUCCUCCCACAGGACGCAUUAGCCAAGGCAUUCGCUUGCCUGCCAGCAUCUCGCUUCCCCGAUCCUCCUGCCGCUUUUGAGUCGACUCAAAUCCUCCCUCCCUCCCCUCUCCCUCCCUUCCUCCCACAGGACGCGGUAGCCAAGGCAUUCGCUUGCCUGCCAGCAUCUCGCUUCCCCGAUCCUCCUGCCGCUUUUGAGUCGACUCAAAUCCUCCCUCCCUCCCCUCUCCCUCCCUUCCUCCCACAGGACGCAUUAGCCAAGGCAUUCGCUUGCCUGCCAGCAUCUCGCUUCCCCGAUCCUCCUGCCGCUUUUGAGUCGACUCAAAUCCUCCCUCCCUCCCCUCUCCCUCCCUUCCUCCCACAGGACGCAUUAGCCAAGGCAUUCGCUUGCCUGCCAGCAUCUCGCUUCCCCGAUCCUCCUGCCGCUUUUGAGUCGACUCAAAAUCCUCCCUCCCUCCCCUCUCCCUCCCUUCCUCCCACAGGACGCGCCAAGGCAUUCGCUUGCCUGCCAGCAUCUCGCUUCCCCGAUCCUCCUGCCGCUUUUGAGUCGACUCAAAUCCUCCCUCCCUCCCCUCUCCCUCCCUUCCUCCCACAGGACGCAUUAGCCAAGGCAUUCGCAUGCCUGCCAGCAUCUCGCUUCCCCGAUCCUCCUGCCGCUUUUGAGUCGACUCAAAUCCUCCCUCCCUCCCCUCUCCCUCCCUUCCUCCCACAGGACGCAUUAGCCAAGGCAUUCGCUUGCCUGCCAGCAUCUCGCUUCCCCGAUCCUCCUGCCGCUUUUGAGUCGACUCAAAUCCUCCCUCCCUCCCCUCUCCCUCCCUUCCUCCCACAGGACGCGGUAGCCAAGGCAUUCGCUUGCCUGCCAGCAUCUCGCUUCCCCGAUCCUCCUGCCGCUUUUGAGUCGACUCAAAUCCUCCCUCCCUCCCCUCUCCCUCCCUUCCUCCCACAGGACGCGGUAGCCAAGGCAUUCGCUUGCCUGCCAGCAUCUCGCUUCCCCGAUCCUCCUGCCGCUUUUGAGUCGACUCAAAUCCUCCCUCCCUCCCCUCUCCCUCCCUUCCUCCCACAGGACGCAUUAGCCAAGGCAUUCGCUUGCCUGCCAGCAUCUCGCUUCCCCGAUCCUCCUGCCGCUUUUGAGUCGACUCAAAUCCUCCCUCCCUCCCCUCUCCCUCCCUUCCUCCCACAGGACGCAUUAGCCAAGGCAUUCGCUUGCCUGCCAGCAUCUCGCUUCCCCGAUCCUCCUGCCGCUUUUGAGUCGACUCAAAUCCUCCCUCCCUCCCCUCUCCCUCCCUUCCUCCCACAGGACGCAUUAGCCAAGGCAUUCGCUUGCCUGCCAGCAUCUCGCUUCCCCGAUCCUCCUGCCGCUUUUGAGUCGACUCAAAUCCUCCCUCCCUCCCCUCUCCCUCCCUUCCUCCCACAGGACGCAUUAGCCAAGGCAUUCGCUUGCCUGCCAGCAUCUCGCUUCCCCGAUCCUCCUGCCGCUUUUGAGUCGACUCAAAUCCUCCCUCCCUCCCCUCUCCCUCCCUUCCUCCCACAGGACGCAUUAGCCAAGGCAUUCGCAUGCCUGCCAGCAUCUCGCUUCCCCGAUCCUCCUGCCGCUUUUGAGUCGACUCAAAUCCUCCCUCCCUCCCCUCUCCCUCCCUUCCUCCCACAGGACGCAUUAGCCAAGGCAUUCGCUUGCCUGCCAGCAUCUCGCUUCCCCGAUCCUCCUGCCGCUUUUGAGUCGACUCAAAUCCUCCCUCCCUCCCCUCUCCCUCCCUUCCUCCCACAGGACGCAUUAGCCAAGGCAUUCGCAUGCCUGCCAGCAUCUCGCUUCCCCGAUCCUCCUGCCGCUUUUGAGUCGACUCAAAUCCUCCCUCCCUCCCCUCUCCCUCCCUUCCUCCCACAGGACGCAUUAGCCAAGGCAUUCGCUUGCCUGCCAGCAUCUCGCUUCCCCGAUCCUCCUGCCGCUUUUGAGUCGACUCAAAUCCUCCCUCCCUCCCCUCUCCCUCCCUUCCUCCCACAGGACGCAUUAGCCAAGGCAUUCGCUUGCCUGCCAGCAUCUCGCUUCCCCGAUCCUCCUGCCGCUUUUGAGUCGACUCAAAUCCUCCCUCCCUCCCCUCUCCCUCCCUUCCUCCCACAGGACGCAUUAGCCAAGGCAUUCGCUUGCCUGCCAGCAUCUCGCUUCCCCGAUCCUCCUGCCGCUUUUGAGUCGACUCAAAUCCUCCCUCCCUCCCCUCUCCCUCCCUUCCUCCCACAGGACGCAUUAGCCAAGGCAUUCGCAUGCCUGCCAGCAUCUCGCUUCCCCGAUCCUCCUGCCGCUUUUGAGUCGACUCAAAUCCUCCCUCCCUCCCCUCUCCCUCCCUUCCUCCCACAGGACGCAUUAGCCAAGGCAUUCGCUUGCCUGCCAGCAUCUCGCUUCCCCGAUCCUCCUGCCGCUUUUGAGUCGACUCAAAUCCUCCCUCCCUCCCCUCUCCCUCCCUUCCUCCCACAGGACGCAUUAGCCAAGGCAUUCGCUUGCCUGCCAGCAUCUCGCUUCCCCGAUCCUCCUGCCGCUUUUGAGUCGACUCAAAUCCUCCCUCCCUCCCCUCUCCCUCCCUUCCUCCCACAGGACGCAUUAGCCAAGGCAUUCGCUUGCCUGCCAGCAUCUCGCUUCCCCGAUCCUCCUGCCGCUUUUGAGUCGACUCAAAUCCUCCCUCCCUCCCCUCUCCCUCCCUUCCUCCCACAGGACGCAUUAGCCAAGGCAUUCGCUUGCCUGCCAGCAUCUCGCUUCCCCGAUCCUCCUGCCGCUUUUGAGUCGACUCAAAACCUCCCUCCCUCCCCUCUCCCUCCCUUCCUCCCACAGGACGCGGUAGCCAAGGCAUUCGCUUGCCUGCCAGCAUCUCGCUUCCCCGAUCCUCCUGCCGCUUUUGAGUCGACUCAAAUCCUCCCUCCCUCCCCUCUCCCUCCCUUCCUCCCACAGGACGCAUUAGCCAAGGCAUUCGCUUGCCUGCCAGCAUCUCGCUUCCCCGAUCCUCCUGCCGCUUUUGAGUCGACUCAAAUCCUCCCUCCCUCCCCUCUCCCUCCCUUCCUCCCACAGGACGCGGUAGCCAAGGCAUUCGCUUGCCUGCCAGCAUCUCGCUUCCCCGAUCCUCCUGCCGCUUUUGAGUCGACUCAAAUCCUCCCUCCCUCCCCUCUCCCUCCCUUCCUCCCACAGGACGCAUUAGCCAAGGCAUUCGCUUGCCUGCCAGCAUCUCGCUUCCCCGAUCCUCCUGCCGCUUUUGAGUCGACUCAAAUCCUCCCUCCCUCCCCUCUCCCUCCCUUCCUCCCACAGGACGCAUUAGCCAAGGCAUUCGCUUGCCUGCCAGCAUCUCGCUUCCCCGAUCCUCCUGCCGCUUUUGAGUCGACUCAAAUCCUCCCUCCCUCCCCUCUCCCUCCCUUCCUCCCACAGGACGCAUUAGCCAAGGCAUUCGCUUGCCUGCCAGCAUCUCGCUUCCCCGAUCCUCCUGCCGCUUUUGAGUCGACUCAAAUCCUCCCUCCCUCCCCUCUCCCUCCCUUCCUCCCACAGGACGCAUUAGCCAAGGCAUUCGCUUGCCUGCCAGCAUCUCGCUUCCCCGAUCCUCCUGCCGCUUUUGAGUCGACUCAAAUCCUCCCUCCCUCCCCUCUCCCUCCCUUCCUCCCACAGGACGCAUUAGCCAAGGCAUUCGCAUGCCUGCCAGCAUCUCGCUUCCCCGAUCCUCCUGCCGCUUUUGAGUCGACUCAAAUCCUCCCUCCCUCCCCUCUCCCUCCCUUCCUCCCACAGGACGCAUUAGCCAAGGCAUUCGCUUGCCUGCCAGCAUCUCGCUUCCCCGAUCCUCCUGCCGCUUUUGAGUCGACUCAAAUCCUCCCUCCCUCCCCUCUCCCUCCCUUCCUCCCACAGGACGCAUUAGCCAAGGCAUUCGCUUGCCUGCCAGCAUCUCGCUUCCCCGAUCCUCCUGCCGCUUUUGAGUCGACUCAAAUCCUCCCUCCCUCCCCUCUCCCUCCCUUCCUCCCACAGGACGCGGUAGCCAAGGCAUUCGCUUGCCUGCCAGCAUCUCGCUUCCCCGAUCCUCCUGCCGCUUUUGAGUCGACUCAAAUCCUCCCUCCCUCCCCUCUCCCUCCCUUCCUCCCACAGGACGCAUUAGCCAAGGCAUUCGCUUGCCUGCCAGCAUCUCGCUUCCCCGAUCCUCCUGCCGCUUUUGAGUCGACUCAAAUCCUCCCUCCCUCCCCUCUCCCUCCCUUCCUCCCACAGGACGCAUUAGCCAAGGCAUUCGCUUGCCUGCCAGCAUCUCGCUUCCCCGAUCCUCCUGCCGCUUUUGAGUCGACUCAAAACCUCACUCCCUCCCCUCUCCCUCCCUUCCUCCCACAGGACGCGGUAGCCAAGGCAUUCGCUUGCCUGCCAGCAUCUCGCUUCCCCGAUCUUCCUGCCGCUUUUGAGUCGACUCAAAUCCUCCCUCCCUCCCCUCUCCCUCCCUUCCUCCCACAGGACGCAUUAGCCAAGGCAUUCGCUUGCCUGCCAGCAUCUCGCUUCCCCGAUCCUCCUGCCGCUUUUGAGUCGACUCAAAUCCUCCCUCCCUCCCCUCUCCCUCCCUUCCUCCCACAGGACGCAUUAGCCAAGGCAUUCGCUUGCCUGCCAGCAUCUCGCUUCCCCGAUCCUCCUGCCGCUUUUGAGUCGACUCAAAUCCUCCCUCCCUCCCCUCUCCCUCCCUUCCUCCCACAGGACGCAUUAGCCAAGGCAUUCGCAUGCCUGCCAGCAUCUCGCUUCCCCGAUCCUCCUGCCGCUUUUGAGUCGACUCAAAUCCUCCCUCCCUCCCCUCUCCCUCCCUUCCUCCCACAGGACGCAUUAGCCAAGGCAUUCGCUUGCCUGCCAGCAUCUCGCUUCCCCGAUCCUCCUGCCGCUUUUGAGUCGACUCAAAUCCUCCCUCCCUCCCCUCUCCCUCCCUUCCUCCCACAGGACGCAUUAGCCAAGGCAUUCGCUUGCCUGCCAGCAUCUCGCUUCCCCGAUCCUCCUGCCGCUUUUGAGUCGACUCAAAUCCUCCCUCCCUCCCCUCUCCCUCCCUUCCUCCCACAGGACGCAUUAGCCAAGGCAUUCGCUUGCCUGCCAGCAUCUCGCUUCCCCGAUCCUCCUGCCGCUUUUGAGUCGACUCAAAUCCUCCCUCCCUCCCCUCUCCCUCCCUUCCUCCCACAGGACGCAUUAGCCAAGGCAUUCGCUUGCCUGCCAGCAUCUCGCUUCCCCGAUCCUCCUGCCGCUUUUGAGUCGACUCAAAUCCUCCCUCCCUCCCCUCUCCCUCCCUUCCUCCCACAGGACGCAUUAGCCAAGGCAUUCGCUUGCCUGCCAGCAUCUCGCUUCCCCGAUCCUCCUGCCGCUUUUGAGUCGACUCAAAUCCUCCCUCCCUCCCCUCUCCCUCCCUUCCUCCCACAGGACGCAUUAGCCAAGGCAUUCGCUUGCCUGCCAGCAUCUCGCUUCCCCGAUCCUCCUGCCGCUUUUGAGUCGACUCAAAUCCUCCCUCCCUCCCCUCUCCCUCCCUUCCUCCCACAGGACGCAUUAGCCAAGGCAUUCGCUUGCCUGCCAGCAUCUCGCUUCCCCGAUCCUCCUGCCGCUUUUGAGUCGACUCAAAACCUCCCUCCCUCCCCUCUCCCUCCCUUCCUCCCACAGGACGCGGUAGCCAAGGCAUUCGCUUGCCUGCCAGCAUCUCGCUUCCCCGAUCCUCCUGCCGCUUUUGAGUCGACUCAAAUCCUCCCUCCCUCCCCUCUCCCUCCCUUCCUCCCACAGGACGCAUUAGCCAAGGCAUUCGCUUGCCUGCCAGCAUCUCGCUUCCCCGAUCCUCCUGCCGCUUUUGAGUCGACUCAAAUCCUCCCUCCCUCCCCUCUCCCUCCCUUCCUCCCACAGGACGCGGUAGCCAAGGCAUUCGCUUGCCUGCCAGCAUCUCGCUUCCCCGAUCCUCCUGCCGCUUUUGAGUCGACUCAAAUCCUCCCUCCCUCCCCUCUCCCUCCCUUCCUCCCACAGGACGCAUUAGCCAAGGCAUUCGCUUGCCUGCCAGCAUCUCGCUUCCCCGAUCCUCCUGCCGCUUUUGAGUCGACUCAAAUCCUCCCUCCCUCCCCUCUCCCUCCCUUCCUCCCACAGGACGCAUUAGCCAAGGCAUUCGCUUGCCUGCCAGCAUCUCGCUUCCCCGAUCCUCCUGCCGCUUUUGAGUCGACUCAAAUCCUCCCUCCCUCCCCUCUCCCUCCCUUCCUCCCACAGGACGCAUUAGCCAAGGCAUUCGCUUGCCUGCCAGCAUCUCGCUUCCCCGAUCCUCCUGCCGCUUUUGAGUCGACUCAAAUCCUCCCUCCCUCCCCUCUCCCUCCCUUCCUCCCACAGGACGCAUUAGCCAAGGCAUUCGCUUGCCUGCCAGCAUCUCGCUUCCCCGAUCCUCCUGCCGCUUUUGAGUCGACUCAAAUCCUCCCUCCCUCCCCUCUCCCUCCCUUCCUCCCACAGGACGCAUUAGCCAAGGCAUUCGCAUGCCUGCCAGCAUCUCGCUUCCCCGAUCCUCCUGCCGCUUUUGAGUCGACUCAAAUCCUCCCUCCCUCCCCUCUCCCUCCCUUCCUCCCACAGGACGCAUUAGCCAAGGCAUUCGCUUGCCUGCCAGCAUCUCGCUUCCCCGAUCCUCCUGCCGCUUUUGAGUCGACUCAAAUCCUCCCUCCCUCCCCUCUCCCUCCCUUCCUCCCACAGGACGCAUUAGCCAAGGCAUUCGCUUGCCUGCCAGCAUCUCGCUUCCCCGAUCCUCCUGCCGCUUUUGAGUCGACUCAAAUCCUCCCUCCCUCCCCUCUCCCUCCCUUCCUCCCACAGGACGCGGUAGCCAAGGCAUUCGCUUGCCUGCCAGCAUCUCGCUUCCCCGAUCCUCCUGCCGCUUUUGAGUCGACUCAAAUCCUCCCUCCCUCCCCUCUCCCUCCCUUCCUCCCACAGGACGCAUUAGCCAAGGCAUUCGCUUGCCUGCCAGCAUCUCGCUUCCCCGAUCCUCCUGCCGCUUUUGAGUCGACUCAAAUCCUCCCUCCCUCCCCUCUCCCUCCCUUCCUCCCACAGGACGCAUUAGCCAAGGCAUUCGCUUGCCUGCCAGCAUCUCGCUUCCCCGAUCCUCCUGCCGCUUUUGAGUCGACUCAAAACCUCACUCCCUCCCCUCUCCCUCCCUUCCUCCCACAGGACGCGGUAGCCAAGGCAUUCGCUUGCCUGCCAGCAUCUCGCUUCCCCGAUCUUCCUGCCGCUUUUGAGUCGACUCAAAUCCUCCCUCCCUCCCCUCUCCCUCCCUUCCUCCCACAGGACGCAUUAGCCAAGGCAUUCGCUUGCCUGCCAGCAUCUCGCUUCCCCGAUCCUCCUGCCGCUUUUGAGUCGACUCAAAUCCUCCCUCCCUCCCCUCUCCCUCCCUUCCUCCCACAGGACGCAUUAGCCAAGGCAUUCGCUUGCCUGCCAGCAUCUCGCUUCCCCGAUCCUCCUGCCGCUUUUGAGUCGACUCAAAUCCUCCCUCCCUCCCCUCUCCCUCCCUUCCUCCCACAGGACGCAUUAGCCAAGGCAUUCGCAUGCCUGCCAGCAUCUCGCUUCCCCGAUCCUCCUGCCGCUUUUGAGUCGACUCAAAUCCUCCCUCCCUCCCCUCUCCCUCCCUUCCUCCCACAGGACGCAUUAGCCAAGGCAUUCGCUUGCCUGCCAGCAUCUCGCUUCCCCGAUCCUCCUGCCGCUUUUGAGUCGACUCAAAUCCUCCCUCCCUCCCCUCUCCCUCCCUUCCUCCCACAGGACGCAUUAGCCAAGGCAUUCGCUUGCCUGCCAGCAUCUCGCUUCCCCGAUCCUCCUGCCGCUUUUGAGUCGACUCAAAUCCUCCCUCCCUCCCCUCUCCCUCCCUUCCUCCCACAGGACGCAUUAGCCAAGGCAUUCGCAUGCCUGCCAGCAUCUCGCUUCCCCGAUCCUCCUGCCGCUUUUGAGUCGACUCAAAUCCUCCCUCCCUCCCCUCUCCCUCCCUUCCUCCCACAGGACGCAUUAGCCAAGGCAUUCGCUUGCCUGCCAGCAUCUCGCUUCCCCGAUCCUCCUGCCGCUUUUGAGUCGACUCAAAUCCUCCCUCCCUCCCCUCUCCCUCCCUUCCUCCCACAGGACGCACUAGCCAAGGCAUUCGCAUGCCUGCCAGCAUCUCGCUUCCCCGAUCCUCCUGCCGCUUUUGAGUCGACUCAAAUCCUCCCUCCCUCCCCUCUCCCUCCCUUCCUCCCACAGGACGCUUUAGCCAAGGCAUUCGCUUGCCUGCCAGCAUCUCGCUUCCCCGAUCCUCCUGCCGCUUUUGAGUCGACUCAAAUCCUCCCUCCCUCCCCUCUCCCUCCCUUCCUCCCACAGGACGCAUUAGCCAAGGCAUUCGCUUGCCUGCCAGCAUCUCGCUUCCCCGAUCCUCCUGCCGCUUUUGAGUCGACUCAAAUCCUCCCUCCCUCCCCUCUCCCUCCCUUCCUCCCACAGGACGCAUUAGCCAAGGCAUUCGCAUGCCUGCCAGCAUCUCGCUUCCCCGAUCCUCCUGCCGCUUUUGAGUCGACUCAAAUCCUCCCUCCCUCCCCUCUCCCUCCCUUCCUCCCACAGGACGCAUUAGCCAAGGCAUUCGCUUGCCUGCCAGCAUCUCGCUUCCCCGAUCCUCCUGCCGCUUUUGAGUCGACUCAAAUCCUCCCUCCCUCCCCUCUCCCUCCCUUCCUCCCACAGGACGCGGUAGCCAAGGCAUUCGCUUGCCUGCCAGCAUCUCGCUUCCCCGAUCCUCCUGCCGCUUUUGAGUCGACUCAAAUCCUCCCUCCCUCCCCUCUCCCUCCCUUCCUCCCACAGGACGCGGUAGCCAAGGCAUUCGCUUGCCUGCCAGCAUCUCGCUUCCCCGAUCCUCCUGCCGCUUUUGAGUCGACUCAAAUCCUCCCUCCCUCCCCUCUCCCUCCCUUCCUCCCACAGGACGCAUUAGCCAAGGCAUUCGCUUGCCUGCCAGCAUCUCGCUUCCCCGAUCCUCCUGCCGCUUUUGAGUCGACUCAAAUCCUCCCUCCCUCCCCUCUCCCUCCCUUCCUCCCACAGGACGCAUUAGCCAAGGCAUUCGCUUGCCUGCCAGCAUCUCGCUUCCCCGAUCCUCCUGCCGCUUUUGAGUCGACUCAAAUCCUCCCUCCCUCCCCUCUCCCUCCCUUCCUCCCACAGGACGCAUUAGCCAAGGCAUUCGCUUGCCUGCCAGCAUCUCGCUUCCCCGAUCCUCCUGCCGCUUUUGAGUCGACUCAAAACCUCACUCCCUCCCCUCUCCCUCCCUUCCUCCCACAGGACGCGGUAGCCAAGGCAUUCGCUUGCCUGCCAGCAUCUCGCUUCCCCGAUCCUCCUGCCGCUUUUGAGUCGACUCAAAUCCUCCCUCCCUCCCCUCUCCCUCCCUUCCUCCCACAGGACGCAUUAGCCAAGGCAUUCGCUUGCCUGCCAGCAUCUCGCUUCCCCGAUCCUCCUGCCGCUUUUGAGUCGACUCAAAUCCUCCCUCCCUCCCCUCUCCCUCCCUUCCUCCCACAGGACGCAUUAGCCAAGGCAUUCGCUUGCCUGCCAGCAUCUCGCUUCCCCGAUCCUCCUGCCGCUUUUGAGUCGACUCAAAUCCUCCCUCCCUCCCCUCUCCCUCCCUUCCUCCCACAGGACGCAUUAGCCAAGGCAUUCGCAUGCCUGCCAGCAUCUCGCUUCCCCGAUCCUCCUGCCGCUUUUGAGUCGACUCAAAUCCUCCCUCCCUCCCCUCUCCCUCCCUUCCUCCCACAGGACGCAUUAGCCAAGGCAUUCGCUUGCCUGCCAGCAUCUCGCUUCCCCGAUCCUCCUGCCGCUUUUGAGUCGACUCAAAUCCUCCCUCCCUCCCCUCUCCCUCCCUUCCUCCCACAGGACGCAUUAGCCAAGGCAUUCGCUUGCCUGCCAGCAUCUCGCUUCCCCGAUCCUCCUGCCGCUUUUGAGUCGACUCAAAUCCUCCCUCCCUCCCCUCUCCCUCCCUUCCUCCCACAGGACGCAUUAGCCAAGGCAUUCGCAUGCCUGCCAGCAUCUCGCUUCCCCGAUCCUCCUGCCGCUUUUGAGUCGACUCAAAUCCUCCCUCCCUCCCCUCUCCCUCCCUUCCUCCCACAGGACGCAUUAGCCAAGGCAUUCGCUUGCCUGCCAGCAUCUCGCUUCCCCGAUCCUCCUGCCGCUUUUGAGUCGACUCAAAUCCUCCCUCCCUCCCCUCUCCCUCCCUUCCUCCCACAGGACGCAUUAGCCAAGGCAUUCGCUUGCCUGCCAGCAUCUCGCUUCCCCGAUCCUCCUGCCGCUUUUGAGUCGACUCAAAUCCUCCCUCCCUCCCCUCUCCCUCCCUUCCUCCCACAGGACGCGGUAGCCAAGGCAUUCGCUUGCCUGCCAGCAUCUCGCUUCCCCGAUCCUCCUGCCGCUUUUGAGUCGACUCAAAUCCUCCCUCCCUCCCCUCUCCCUCCCUUCCUCCCACAGGACGCAUUAGCCAAGGCAUUCGCUUGCCUGCCAGCAUCUCGCUUCCCCGAUCCUCCUGCCGCUUUUGAGUCGACUCAAAUCCUCCCUCCCUCCCCUCUCCCUCCCUUCCUCCCACAGGACGCAUUAGCCAAGGCAUUCGCUUGCCUGCCAGCAUCUCGCUUCCCCGAUCCUCCUGCCGCUUUUGAGUCGACUCAAAUCCUCCCUCCCUCCCCUCUCCCUCCCUUCCUCCCACAGGACGCAUUAGCCAAGGCAUUCGCUUGCCUGCCAGCAUCUCGCUUCCCCGAUCCUCCUGCCGCUUUUGAGUCGACUCAAAUCCUCCCUCCCUCCCCUCUCCCUCCCUUCCUCCCACAGGACGCAUUAGCCAAGGCAUUCGCUUGCCUGCCAGCAUCUCGCUUCCCCGAUCCUCCUGCCGCUUUUGAGUCGACUCAAAUCCUCCCUCCCUCCCCUCUCCCUCCCUUCCUCCCACAGGACGCAUUAGCCAAGGCAUUCGCUUGCCUGCCAGCAUCUCGCUUCCCCGAUCCUCCUGCCGCUUUUGAGUCGACUCAAAUCCUCCCUCCCUCCCCUCUCCCUCCCUUCCUCCCACAGGACGCAUUAGCCAAGGCAUUCGCUUGCCUGCCAGCAUCUCGCUUCCCCGAUCCUCCUGCCGCUUUUGAGUCGACUCAAAUCCUCCCUCCCUCCCCUCUCCCUCCCUUCCUCCCACAGGACGCAUUAGCCAAGGCAUUCGCUUGCCUGCCAGCAUCUCGCUUCCCCGAUCCUCCUGCCGCUUUUGAGUCGACUCAAAUCCUCCCUCCCUCCCCUCUCCCUCCCUUCCUCCCACAGGACGCAUUAGCCAAGGCAUUCGCUUGCCUGCCAGCAUCUCGCUUCCCCGAUCCUCCUGCCGCUUUUGAGUCGACUCAAAUCCUCCCUCCCUCCCCUCUCCCUCCCUUCCUCCCACAGGACGCAUUAGCCAAGGCAUUCGCUUGCCUGCCAGCAUCUCGCUUCCCCGAUCCUCCUGCCGCUUUUGAGUCGACUCAAAUCCUCCCUCCCUCCCCUCUCCCUCCCUUCCUCCCACAGGACGCAUUAGCCAAGGCAUUCGCUUGCCUGCCAGCAUCUCGCUUCCCCGAUCCUCCUGCCGCUUUUGAGUCGACUCAAAUCCUCCCUCCCUCCCCUCUCCCUCCCUUCCUCCCACAGGACGCAUUAGCCAAGGCAUUCGCUUGCCUGCCAGCAUCUCGCUUCCCCGAUCCUCCUGCCGCUUUUGAGUCGACACAAAUCCUCCCUCCCUCCCCUCUCCCUCCCUUCCUCCCACAGGACGCAUUAGCCAAGGCAUUCGCUUGCCUGCCAGCAUCUCGCUUCCCCGAUCCUCCUGCCGCUUUUGAGUCGACUCAAAUCCUCCCUCCCUCCCCUCUCCCUCCCUUCCUCCCACAGGACUCAUUAGCCAAGGCAUUCGCUUGCCUGCCAGCAUCUCGCUUCCCCGAUCCUCCUGCCGCUUUUGAGUCGACUCAAAUCCUCCCUCCCUCCCCUCUCCCUCCCUUCCUCCCACAGGACUCAUUAGCCAAGGCAUUCGCUUGCCUGCCAGCAUCUCGCUUCCCCGAUCCUCCUGCCACUUUUGAGUCGACUCAAAUCCUCCCUCUCUCCCCUCUCCCUCCCUUCCUCCCACAGGACGCAUUAGCCAAGGCAUUCGCUUGCCUGCCAGCAUCUCGCUUCCCCGAUCCUCCUGCCGCUUUUGAGUCGACUCAAAACCUCACUCCCUCCCCUCUCCCUCCCUUCCUCCCACAGGACGCAUUAGCCAAGGCAUUCGCUUGCCUGCCAGCAUCUCGCUUCCCCGAUCCUCCUGCCGCUUUUGAGUCGACUCAAAACCUCACUCCCUCCCCUCUCCCUCCCUUCCUCCCACAGGACGCAUUAGCCAAGGCAUUCGCUUGCCUGCCAGCAUCUCGCUUCCCUGAUCCUCCUGCCGCCAUCCAUCAAGCUGUGAAGGCAGCCAUCCAAUCACAUCUUGACACGUGGCACAUGGAGAGGACGGGGAAGGCAUGUGGGGCAGGCGACCUGGUGCAUCUGAUGCACGUGGACAUCAAGUCCCGCUGUCUGCUCCCAUCCAGCCGUGACCCCACCGAUUCGGCCUGUCAGGGAGCCUGUGUGCACGUGGUACUUGCACGACCUGCCCUGAGAGGGCUGGCUCGCAGGGGCGUAGGGCGGGAGGGGAGGGGUGCUGGGCGAGGGGAGGAGGCAGCGGAGGAGGGAGGAGAGGAGGAGGAAAGAUGGGGGGCGCUGUUUGAUUUGGAGGCGUUGAGAGAGGUGAUUGUGCCGAGUGUGCUCAGCACAAUGGUUGCAGGCAGCACGGGCAUCCAAGCAGCCCGCAUACAAUGGCAGGAUGGGGAUGAAAGCAACAGCAGCAACAGUAGUGAUGGACAUCUCGCCCUCUCCGUUUCUCUCUCCUCCUCGCGUGCUGUGUGGCCGGGCAUCGCUGCUGCCUGUGCGGCUGCUGACUGCAGUGACGGCAUCGACUGGACCAAGAGCCGCCCAGAGGGAUUGCAGCAAAUCGCGGAUUCCCUUGGCAUCGAAGCUGCUCGCUCCGUGCUGUUUCACCGUCUGUGUGAGCUGAUGAGGGAAGCCGGGGCAAAGGUGUCUCUGCGUCAUCUUGCGCUGGUGGUGGACUGGAUGACCGUCACAGGCGCCCUCCAGGGCGUGUCCUUUGCUGCCCUCGCCUCCCACCCCGCCUACUCGCCCUUCCUCCGCGCAUGUGUCAAGGACCCCGUGCGCACAUUCACGUCAGCAGCCAUCCAGCACGCGUCUGACAGCCUGGCGAGCGUUGUUGCCAGCGUGGCGCCGGCAAGCCCAUGCCAGCUGGCACCGCCGCCCC
Messenger RNA from Closterium sp. Naga37s-1, 36760 nucleotides. Lineage: Eukaryota; Viridiplantae; Streptophyta; Zygnematophyceae; Desmidiales; Closteriaceae. The record is from the annotation of a GenBank genome assembly.